This is a messenger RNA of Carassius auratus (goldfish), 1039 nucleotides long. Its product is annotated as leucine-rich repeat-containing protein 34-like. The coding region runs from base 434 to 1021 and encodes 195 amino acids. The record is from RefSeq and is a predicted model, not a curated record. NCBI's taxonomy places the organism in Eukaryota, Metazoa, Chordata, Actinopteri, Cypriniformes, Cyprinidae. Gene Ontology annotation, molecular function: protein binding. The transcript is spliced from 7 exons.
GCCGUCGAAAGAAGCGCAGACGACCUGAAGAUGGCGCCAUUGCAGAAGCGUUCAAUCAACAACUGUUCUCUGUUACCAUAGCAACAUAAAGCGUGAAACAUGAAGGACGUUCAGAAUCGAUAUUUAUCUGUAUGCGCUGAAGUUUAUCAGCCUCCAAAUACAUGUGUUUGGAAGUCUUGGAAGACAACAUUAGUAGCAUGGACACUGACAGACAAGACGACGAUAUGAUGGUCUUGUGAGAAUUUCGGCUAUUAAGGAAAAAUAAAAGUCUGAAGAAUGACAGGAAAUCAGAUUGGAAACAAGGUGCCAUGCAACUGGCUGCUAUGUUGCAGAUCAUCUCUACUUUAGAAGAAAUAGACAUCUCAGAAUGUGAUUUGAUGAAUUUGUUGAACAUAAAUAUAAGCACAAAAUAAAGGAGGAAACAACAGUCCAUAUGGCACAGAUGCUGGUGGUGAAUGAGACACUGAGGGAGCUUCACUUGGGAAAACAUGACAUGACUGAUACUGUUGUGGAGAGACUGUGUGAAACACUGAAGUUAAACGUCUCUCUACGCUACAUGGAUCCUCACUGGAUUACACAGGAUGGAGCCAAAUGCUUAUCAGAGGUUUUGAAACAAAAUCCCUUUUUGAAGAUUUUAGAUCUGUCUUCCAAUUGCAUUGAAGACCAUGAUUGUAUUACAAGCAACAACAUUGGAAAGGAAGGUCUUAAGUCCUUCAUUGAGGCAAUGAAAGUGAAUUCCUGUCUCACACACAUUUACAUCUGGGGGAACAAAGUUGAGGAGCUAGUUUGCAUGGCUUUCUCUCAGCUCAUAAGCAGUGGGCGGCUGUUGGAGGAGCACACAGAUGUUUCUCACUAUGAGGUGGAUGAUUGUGUUUUUCUAGCUGAAGUAUCUCAUUGUUUAUGCAGGGACUAUUAUUGGACGUCCAGAUAUGGGGAAUAUAAAGACUCAAGUAAUUCAGCUCUGGCCCUGAUGGCAUCAGAUUCAUUGGCUCUACAGAUCCAUCCAGACUCACAUUCAUGAUUUUGUCCUGAAGUGCAU